Messenger RNA from Cyclopterus lumpus (lumpfish), 5164 nucleotides. It is a transcript of the gene rab11fip3, whose product is annotated as RAB11 family interacting protein 3 (class II). The coding region runs from base 1352 to 4555 and encodes 1067 amino acids. Gene Ontology annotation, cellular component: endocytic vesicle; cleavage furrow; midbody. NCBI's taxonomy places the organism in Eukaryota, Metazoa, Chordata, Actinopteri, Perciformes, Cyclopteridae. Gene Ontology annotation, molecular function: calcium ion binding. The transcript is spliced from 13 exons. The record is from RefSeq and is a predicted model, not a curated record. Gene Ontology annotation, biological process: regulation of cytokinesis; endocytic recycling.
GGAGGAGGAGGAGGAUGGGACACUGCUGAUGCUGAUGCGAGAGCUUUCGCUGUCUGUAAUCAACAUUAGGAGGACUAACUGACAAACGAUGGAGCUUUUUGGUCUCAUUUCAUCCCCCUUUAGUUUCCCCGCUGGCCUCGACGAGGGACGCCGUGACUGAUGUGUCUUUGGUACGGGGAUAACAGAGGCAUUUGAAGAGGAGCGGACGGUUUUCGGCUCGUCACUCGUCUGGCCUGUCUAGUGGCACACAGGUGGAUUUCCGCCGCUGGGAAGAGAAGAAAAAAAACGGCCAUCGAAAUGAAGACAUAAUCUCGGACUAUCGCGGAGGAGACCGUUUCCGUGAUGACACGUCAAACUGCGGAACACCGCGGCUCCUCCUUUGGUCGCAUUUAGCCGGACAGGAUCGCGCGUUAGCUAGCUAAUAGGCUAAUUUCGGCGAGCUAAGUCAGUUAGCAGCUCCUCUGGCUCAGAGGAAGUGAGAUGCUCGGGGGGAGGAGUUAACGUCGGCUGCUACCAUGAAGUCACCGUCGGUGUUGUGAUGAGAGCUGUAACGUCGUAUAGCUCGAGGUUUUAUUGAGGCGUGAGGGUCUGGCAACGUCGUUUUCCUCGCUGCUUUUCGGCUCUUCGGUAAAUUAUCCUGCGAUGGAUACUAUUGGAUAAUCUGGUAGAGAGAGAGAGAGAGAGAGAGAGAGAGAGAGAGAGAGAGAGAGAGAGAGAGAGAGAGAGAGAGAGAGAGAGAGAGAGAGAGAGAGAGAGAGAGAGAGAGAGAGAGCUCAUGUUGACAACACACCGGGCGUUUUAACGAGCUCGUUUGCGUUUCGUUAAAUUGGCUCACCAGAAGUGAUGCACGCGGUCGCCUUUGUCGGUUUAUUGCUGAGACUUUGUUGCGGUGACUUGUCAGCUCUCGGGCCGAAGUGAAGCAUGCUGAAGCAACAACCAGACGUGGGUCUGCCAUGACGGACCAGAGGCGCAUAGUAGGUCAAGACAUUAGAAUGAACUUUGAGUUCAGGUCACAUUGUUGCCAAGAUGUCAGCUACUGAAGUUAAAACAACAAACACUGUUUGUUAAUCCGUUGCCCGACUGAUAUUGUUUCUAAACCCACCUAACGUUACCUUCUUAAAACUAAUGUGAUCCCUUCAACGUUAUACUAUUAUUUAUUUUAAAUGUCAGAGGUAACGUUAGACGAUGAUUGUAGGAAUCCCCACACAUUCAUUACGAUAUUUCAUUGGAGGUGUGCAAUGCCGUUUAAGAACAUGGCAUUGAAGUUGAAGAAGUGGAUCUCGACGACAGCAGUGAGAUAAUACACCAGCUUUGUGAAGUUUGUGAAGUGGAACAGCCGACACGCAUAUAAAUGGAACAGACAGUCCUGUCGGGCCCUUUGGGGCACACACAGUGGGAGUCAGAACAUGCGUUUCCUCUCGCAUUUCACCCACUGGAUUCAGACAAUAGAGACGAGCUUUGUCAAAACAAAGGUGGCCAGACAGGUUUGGAUUUCAGAAACGACGACCAGGAUCAGACAUUACAACAAAGUGAUAAAGAAAACAUUCACCCGGACAAACCAGUAGAGUUGGACAACCUAAUAAAUAUCUCUGGUUUGCAGUUUGAAGGAGAUCAGUUCAAUGAUUCCAAAGCUCCUCUUCAUGCUACUUCUCAUAUUGAGUCCUUCACAGAAAAGCGACCUGAUGAAUUGAGUGACUGCACUUUGUCAUGGCUAUUUUCUCCCAAACUCACUGCUGUGGUUGGAAAAAGCUCUGCCCAUGAGGAACUGAGUCUGACGCAGGAGGGCCCUCUGGAGACCUCACGUGCCCUCAGUAGUCAGGCUGAGUUAAUAAGUCUCAGUCUACCGGUCUCUCCAUCGAAGAUUUCAGACAGGCAUUCCGAUACCAACACGGGGGAUCCAUUUUUGUUGGUAGACCUCCUCUCAAAUGGACUCUCUUGUCUCCCCCCGGACUCCUCAGGUGAGUUGAACCCACAGGGUGUCAGUGAGGAGCUGGUAGACCUGUCACAAGAGGAGGAGGGGGAGGGCGCAGGCAGGGAGACUUUGUCACUUGAAACCAGAGACAAAGGUUUAUUCCAUGAUCAAGUGACUGAUCUGCCUCUAACUUGGAGCUCUACCCUGCAAGGUUUACCUGAGAACUGCCUCCCACCAAACAAAGUCCACAAACCACCGGAGCGUUUCAAAGGAUCUGUGCCUUUGUUGGAUUUAGAGGUUCCAGAUUGUGACAGCAGUCUGAGUCUGCGUCCUGCCAGUCCUCCCGCAUUUAUCUGUGCAGAUACUGCAACUAGAUCUGUGCCGUUAGAUUCAUCAACAGAGGAGUCGGGGGUGGAACAUGCAGGAGCUACUGUAAAUAGAAGUGUGAGUUCGGAGCAACAAGGUGAGGAUGACUCAUUUGCUCUGCGUUUGUCAGCUGAACCUUCAUCAGCUGAACCUUCAUCACUGACGGUGCCUCUGGCUGAAGAUGUCUUCAUCCAGGAGGGUGAUUUCCCCACUGAGACUUGCUUUGUGGCAAAUGAGUCCACAGAUUUGAUGGAGGACAAUAUUUGUUCUGAAGCCAAAAAUCAAGGGAAUCUGACAAUGGCGUUGGAUCUGUGCUUGACUGCGUACGAGGUCCAUGACGAGGAAACUUGGGACGUGAAACCCCGGACGGGUGUCCAGAAUGGACGUGUUCCCGACCCAGCAGCCGAACAGAGGGAAGAGGAGAGGUUGACAGACAGCAACCAACUCGGAGGAACAGAUUGCCAUCAAGUGGCUUCUUUUGAUUUCUCAGUUCAGGAUUUACACACGUCUCCUGAGGCUGGAUGGACUAGUGAGCAAACUGUGGAGACCAUUUCUCUCUCUAAGAUGGUGGUAGAUGACUCACUGCCAAUGGUCCCAGCUGUGAAUACGAGGGAGGAAGAUGUCUCCCCACUAAAAGCUGUGUUCGAUGCUUUAGACCAAGAUGGAGAUGGCUUUGUCCGUAUUGAGGAGUUUAUGGAGUUUGCUGCCGCCUAUGGGGCCGAUCAGGUAAAGGAUCUGACCAAGUUUUUGGAUCCCAGUGGUCUGGGAGUGAUCAGCUUUGAAGACUUCCACCGAGGAAUCUCUGCCAUCAGCAAUGGAGGUCCGGAGCCACAGGUCUACAGUGUAAACUACAGUCCAGGCGAUGGAGCUGUGGGCUGUCCCGAGGAGUACGAUGAGCAAAAUGAGGUGACAGACAGUGCGUACCUGGGCUCCGAGAGCACUUACAGUGAGUGUGAGACCUUCACCGACGAGGACACGGGGGCCCUCGUACCCCCCGAGAUGCACGAGGAGGUGGAGACAGACAGCGGCAUUGAAGCCACACUGCACGACCCUGAAGAUGGCGAAAAUAGGUUUUCCCUGAAUUCUGAGCUACAUAACCACUCGCUGGUGACGGUCAUCGGUGGAGAGGAGGAGCACUUUGAGGACUUUGGGGAAAGUAACACCUCAGAGUUGCUACUGGAGAGCAGCGUGGAGGGGACCGAGCGGGAGGGCAAAUCCCCUCUCGUGCAGCCGCCUGAGCAAACCAAUGGCUCCUUACUGCUCUCUCCCAGUGCUGGCAAAAGGCUGUCCAGCAAGAAAGUAGCACGACAUCUCCUCCAGAACAGCUCGAUGACUCUGGACACCAUGAGCGACUUGACGCGGGACAUCCUGGAGCUCGCUGACAACGACAUCACAGACAAGGUGCUCCUCCUUGAGCGUCGAGUGGCGGAGCUGGAAAAGGAGUCGGAGUCAUCUGGGGAGCAGCAUACGCGGCUCCGCCAGGAGAACCUUCACCUGGUGCACCGAGCCAAUGCCUUGGAGGAGCAGCUGAAGGAGACGGAGCUCCAGGCUGACGAGCAACUGCAGCAAGAGACCCGUCGUCACAAGGAGGCCCUGAUCAAGCUGGAGAGGGAGAGGGGGCUGGAGCUGGAAAACCUGCAGGCCAGGCUGCAGCAGCUGGAUGAGGAGAACAGUGAGCUGAGGUCAUGUGUUCCUUGUCUUCGAGCAAACAUCGAGAGACUAGAGGAGGAGAAGAGGAAGCUGCAGGAUGAGACAGAGGCCAUGUCUGACAGGUUGCAGGAGGAGAUGGAGUCCCGCAGGAAGAUGGCUGACAAGCUGAGCCAUGAGCGCCACCAGAGCCAGAAAGAAAAAGAGUGCACUCAGGAGCUCAUUGAGGACUUGCGUAAACAGCUCGAGCACCUACAGCUCUACAAGCUGGAGGCUGAAGCAAAGAGAGGGCGCACACCUGGCGCGGGGCUCCAGGAAUAUCAGACACGAACCCGCGAAGCCGAGCUGGAGCAAGAGAUCAAACGACUCAAACAGGACAACCGCAGCCUGAAAGAGCAGAACGACGAGUUAAACGGACAGAUCAUCAACCUGAGCAUCCAGGGAGCCAAGAACUUGAUGUCGGCCUCCUUCUCCGACUCCCUGGCAGCUGAGAUCAGCAAUGUGUCUCGCGUGGAGUUGAUGGAGGCUGUCCACAAACAGGAGGAGAUCAACUACAGACUCCAGGACUACAUUGACAAGAUCAUCGUGGCCAUCAUGGAGUGCAACCCCUGCAUCCUGGAGGUCAAAUAGAUGCUGCGCAGCCAGAUGGCCCAGUGACACCUCCGGCUGUUAAACAUAUCCGAGACUUGGCUAAAAGACAACUACCAGGAGAGGAUGUGAAAAUCCUUUUGGUAGGAAAAACAACAACAUCAACAACGCACUCAACUCAUCCAGCUUCCCCUCCCCAAAAGAAGGAUUUCUCAUUUUGAAAAAGUCCAUGGCUGUCAGUACAAAUAAGCAAUUUUCAGUUAGAUAUCCCUUGGGUCUGCUUAUUUGUGAGUGUAUGUGUCAACCCUCAUGAAUACACUUGGGUUCUGGUGACCUCCAUGUAUUUGGCUUGAGGGACCUGAGUCUCCCUUGGUGAGCGUCUGAAUGUAUUAAUGUGUGCAAGAGGUCAGUAUCAUAAACGGUAAAAAAAAAAAAAAAAAAAAAAAUCUUCCUGUCCCUUUCCCAAAAAAACAAAGUGUCAAUUUUUGAUUGAGCUAAAAAAAACACAAUCAGACAGUUCUACAGUACCGAAAAGCCUUAAAUGAAAGGUGAUCCGAGUAUUCAUUGAUUAUGCAUGCCAUACAGUCUGAGAAGCGUUAACUGGGAUGGUGGAGGUAUGUGGGCUGUGAGCUCCUGAAUCAGGCUGAAUUG